Macrobrachium nipponense is the source of this 998-nucleotide messenger RNA. Its product is annotated as asialoglycoprotein receptor 2-like. Bases 20 to 721 code for a protein of 233 amino acids. NCBI's taxonomy places the organism in Eukaryota, Metazoa, Arthropoda, Malacostraca, Decapoda, Palaemonidae. The transcript is spliced from 5 exons. The record is from RefSeq and is a predicted model, not a curated record.
UUCCCUGGUGGAAAGAGCGAUGGAAACUGGCAUCGCGCUUGGCGUGGUUCCUGUGGCGUCGCGUGCCAACGACCUUGACCUAGUACCUCUACCGAGAUGGACUGCGAGUAUAAGAAGGGCGCGAUCAGGAGUCAGAGACAGCACUUGUCUUCUGCUGCUACUCGAGAUGAAAUACUUCCUCCUCCUGACGUUGGUGGCGGUCGCCUCCGCCCAGUUCUUCAAUCGUAGACCUCAACAGGGCUUCAGGCAACGCCCAUCACAAGGAUUCAGGGGCGGUUCGGGUGGUCGUAACGCCGGCGGUGCUGACGGCAGCAACGGCGGAAGCGAAUACCACUACUCAUGGCUCCAUGACGGAGGCAGGAAGUACGUCCACGGACAAGCCGUCGGUUACUGCAACGCCCUCGGAGGUGGAUGGGGCCCUGUGGCCAUUGAAUCCGGCGGCGAGAACAGCUUCAUCAACGGAGUCAUCUCAUCCCACCGCCAAGAAUACAUCUGGACCGGAGGUGUCAAGCAGGGAGCUGGAUGGAGUUGGAUUAACGGAGGACCAUUCAGUGGACUCAACUGGUCUCACACUGGAGGUAACCGCGUGCCACAGCCCGACAACCGUGAGGGUAACGAAGCCUGCCUUGCCGUGCUCAACGACUUUUACCGCGACGGAAUCAAAUGGCACGACGUCGCCUGCCAUCACACCAAGCCCAUCAUCUGCGAACGCCGAGCCUAGACCAAACAUAUCUGGCCACUUCGGUUGCAACAUGAUGGCUUUUAAGUCUCCGCUUAUUGUCUCCUCUCAUCUUUACCAAUCUCCUUCCAAUUUUCUUCUUUCUUCGGUGAUUAUCCUCCUUUUUUCCCAAUCGCUAUUUAAGCUUCAGACUCAUUGGAAUUUUUUUGUGAUAUUCUACUUCAAUAAGCUUUUAAAGCCUCUCUAUAGAGUCUAUUUAUUUAAAUUAUGAAUUGUGAUAAAUGACUAUCUCAAUAAAAUUAUUUACAAAAUAUAUAUA